AUGGAAUUAUGUACACAUUUACAUACACAGCUGUGUGCCUCCAUUUUGCAUCUACGGUGGCUGAGUUCUGCUGUUUUUUUUCUUUUUUUUUUUUUGCCUUCAAAUGGAUCCCCCUACCCUAGAAAUAACUGGUGUGUGUCUUUCCCUUUCCAUCACCGUCUUCCCGUUUUGCAAAAUUUAGCAGCAAGUUUCUCAGUGUGGGGGGGUGACGCGAUGCCUUCUCCCGUGGUGCUCACGCGGUCUGCGCCGGCGCGUGCCCUUAACAUUAAAAUGUUUGAUCGUCAAUUGAAGGGUCUUCAGCGAUGCCUUGUGGACGCUCCGGCGUGUGAUUUGCACAAACUUUGUGCGGAGCAGAUGCUGGACCGCCGCGCCUUUGUAAAGCGCGAUACCCCAGUGGUUUUGGAAGUUGGAGCGCACACAGGAUGGUUCUUUCGCCAAAUGCUUGAGAAAAAGCAGCUCUUUGGGCUUAAGCAAUACAUUCAGACGGACGUGUGUGAGGAGCGACUGAAUCGCAACUAUGAGGAGGUGAAGCACAUGAUUCCACCUGAUGUGGAGUUUGUACAGAUAUGUUGUGACGAGGAGGAGCCGGAUCCUUUCGGUGUUCCUGAGAGGACUGUGGAUAUGGUGGUGUCGUGUCUCUCCAUGCACUGGGUAAACGACCUUGAGACAGCCAUGGUGAACAUUCGCAGAGUUUUGAAAAAGGAUGCCUUUAUGCUACAUUCCAUGUUUGGUGGCAAUACGCUAUAUGAGCUCCGCGGGUGUUUCUCCAUGGCGCAGACGGAAGUGCUGGGCGGGGUCUCGCCGCACAUUUCGCCCAUGAUUGAUGGCGCUGGCUUGUCAACGCUUGUGUUGCAGGCGGGUUUUAAUCUCCCAAGUAUCGAUGUGGACCGUCACCUGCUGCUCUACCAAACGCCAUUUAACCUAAUGGAGCACCUCUCAACAAUGGGAGAAAGUGCUUGUCACUACAUGCGCCGGCCGCUGAACCGCGACGUUCUUCUUGCGGCGUGCGCCGCAUACGACGUCAUGUAUCGGAAAAAUGAGCUUAUUCCGGCGACGUUUGAAGUGUUCCACACCAUCGCGUGGAGCCCCAGUCCGACGCAGGCAAAGCCGCUGGAACGUGGGAGCGGCAUGGUGCCCCUUUCUAGUUGGAACUCGCAGAAUAAAAAGCGACUACAGGAUGUGUUGGACGAAUUCGCGCAGAAUCCCGACGAUGGGGCGCUGCAAGCUCGGGCGGAAGAACUGUUCCAGCAGCUGCGCGAAGAAAGCGCGGCGUUGCUUGAACGGAAGGGCCUUGACGUGCGUGGACUGGACGGCAACCGUGACGAGGAUGCACGCGAGAUGGAAAAAAGCAAGCCCGCCCCACCGUUCCAGCAAACCGACGGAAAUUCGGAUUAG
Trypanosoma cruzi is the source of this 1395-nucleotide messenger RNA. RefSeq lists its product as uncharacterized. NCBI's taxonomy places the organism in Eukaryota, Euglenozoa, Kinetoplastea, Trypanosomatida, Trypanosomatidae. The record is from RefSeq and is a predicted model, not a curated record. The coding region runs from base 1 to 1395 and encodes 464 amino acids. Gene Ontology annotation, cellular component: mitochondrion. Gene Ontology annotation, biological process: mitochondrial respiratory chain complex I assembly. Gene Ontology annotation, molecular function: S-adenosylmethionine-dependent methyltransferase activity. The transcript has a single exon.